Podarcis lilfordi (Lilford's wall lizard) is the source of this 18335-nucleotide messenger RNA. The record is from the annotation of a GenBank genome assembly. Lineage: Eukaryota; Metazoa; Chordata; Lepidosauria; Squamata; Lacertidae.
GAGACGCGACGGAUUUGGCGGCGCGGGAGGCGGCGGCCUCUCUGGGAGCUGCGCUUGUCUGUCUCUCGCGGCCGCCGCUACCCUUGAGGGCCGCCAUGUCCUUGGCGCCGGUGCUGCGGGCUGGCGGGGCCCGCGCGGGACUCAGCUCGCUCAGGGGGGUGAGUAGGAAGGGGGGGGAGGCUUCCCUUGUGGACCCGCCUUUUCCCUCAGAGGAGCUCAAGGUGUCGCCCGCCCUCGGUUCUCCCUCUCCCACAACAACCCUGUGAGGUAGGCUAGGCCCCCCCGGGCUCCCACCCUGCGAGGUGGGCGGGGAGGGAGGAUGGCGAGCAGGCCCACCUCGGGUUGGAAUUGGGGCCGCAUCGCUUUGGUCGACAGAAACCACUGUAGGAAUUAAUGGACUGGAAGCUGCCCCAGCCCCGCCCCCAAGAGUCAAUUUUCUUACCUUUUUAAAACAGCGCUUUGCAGAUUGCUUGUUUUGCUUACUGUAUUUAUAUACCGCCGCAAAGCGGUUUGGGUAAAGGUCAUUGCCAAACGUAAGCAUCCAUCUGGAGAGUUUACAGUAGAUGGCAAACAUUGUCACCCAAGAGGCAUUUUCUGAGGGGGUUUCAGUGUUGAGGGGAUUAUGUUUUUCGUUUCAGGGAAGUAGUGCUUUUAGCUAAGUGCAGAUUUAGGGAAUCUCUUAAUGAGCUUAAGACUCAUGCUUAAAAAACACACACACAUACCGUGGAGUUGUAGGUUUACAUAGAAAAGUCAUUAAGAUGCCUCAGAUAAGGUUGGUAAUAUUGCAAGCAACCCUUGCUCUUUAAUAAUUGUCCUUUUUUAAUAUGAUAUGGAGAGGGGGCAAAGUAGCUGUCAUCUUUGUAACUGAUGUGAAAGGUGAUACUGAUCUCUUGUGUGACAGAAACUUGAGAUUUCUAGUUGGUACCAAUGGUAUUGGUUUGAAAUAUUUAUGUCCUGCUUUAUCUUGAGACAAAAUAAAGUGCUGUUGUCUGAAGACUGUUUGGGGCCUCUGCAGGCUUCCUUGUCAGACGUUGGUGCUCCUACUGAGAAGGCCCUGAUCCUAUUUAGUUCCUGUUGAACUUCAGCUAUUUGGGAGCACAUGUAUCAGAACUUCAGUUAUUGAAGAAGACAGAUAAGACAGUAGAUAGGGGAGAAGGUGGCCCUUAAGGUGUCCAGAACCUAUAGAAAAUUUUGCCUAUAAAGUUGUUGCUGGCAAUAUUUCAGUCAUUGUAUGAUUGUUUGAAUCCAUCUUAAUUUGUGAAUGUGACAAUUGGUGACAUGCUGGUAUUAAUGGUGGAAUCUACACAUAUAUAAAAACCGUUUUGAAAAUGCUUUUUUAAAAGCGUUUUUAGAAAUACAGUGGUGCCUCGCAAGACGAAAUUAAUCCGUUCCGCGAGUAUCUUUGUCUAGCGGUUUUUUCGUCUUGCGGAGCAACCCUAUUAGCGGAUUAGCGCUACUAGCGGUUUAGCGGCUAUUAAAGGCUUAGCGGCUUAGCUGCUAAAAGGCUAUUAAAGGCUUAGCAGCUUAGAAAAAGGGGGGGGAGCGAAAAAAAAUCUCAAGACUCGCAAGACAUUUUCGUCUUGCGAAGCAAGCCCAUAGGGAAAUUCGUCCUGCGAAGUGCAUUGAAAAACGGAAAACCCUUUCGUCUAGCGGGUUUUCCGUCUUGCGAGGCAUUCGUCUUGCGGGGCACCACUGUACAUUGAAUUUUCCAUAAGGCUCACCAUUGCCAUCUUGUGUCACAUUGUAUAUCGCACUUAAAACACAAUUAAAACGUUUUGUUUGCAGCUGUAUAGCUGAGUCCAAUGAAAGGAAGCUCAGUUAAAACUGGGGAGGGCUCUGUUCAUUGUAAGGAGCCAGUGUGAUAUAGUCGUUAGAGUGCUGGACUAAGACCUGGGAGGCCAGGGAUUAAAUCCCCACUCAGCCUCGUAGUUUAGUGGGUGUGAUCCUGGGCCUAACCUACCCCAUAGGAUUGUUUUACAAAUUAAAUGAGAAGCAGCAGAGCCAUGUAUGCCACCUUGAGCUCCUUGAGGGGAAAAGUUGGGAUGCAAUUGCAAUUAAUAAACAAGAAAUAAAUAAUAGUGUUCUGUUGCAUUUCUGAUGAAACCAGUAUAAAGCUAUCUAAUGACGUCUAAUGUUUCUUUUUGAAAAAGUUCUGUCAGAGUUAGGUCAAUACUGUGGUCCCCCCUCCAACCCCCCCCCCCCCACUGUAUGGUUUUGUUGCAUAUAAUGUUAAUAUGGCAGAACAUUAAAUCCUAAAUAUGGUUAAUUCAAUCUGAUUUUCCCCUUCUAGGCAAGGCUUCAUGUGAGUUCCCGGUGCAGCCUACGGUAUAACUGGCUGGCAUAUUUUUUGGGAGAGAGAACUACUCCAAGGUUGAAUGAAUACAGCAAAGUCUUCACGGUGGAUGGCAAUCUACGAAGCGGCAAGGGCAAGCUUGCACAGCAAGUAGCAGAGAAGCUAGGCAUGUACUUCUGUAUUGCUGUUGGAACUCACAUAUAAUUUGUAAACUUUUGGGUAGUGGAAUGCCCUCCUUGGGGGAGGCUCACCUAGUACCACUGUUACAUAUCUUUAGGUUGCAGACAAAAGCAUUCCUCUUAAACUAGGUCUUUGGCUAUUCAAGCGGAGGUGGGGGAUAUUUUUUUUGCACACCCACCCUGUUUCUAUUUAAUUUUUGUAUCGGAGCUUUGAGUGUGAGUUUCUGUUGCUGCUUCUUUGGGAAGCAGCUAUGUAUCAAUGACAGCCCUCUUCAUUCUGGUUGGCUUUUGAUGGCUGGCUCUGGGUUGGAGGGUUCAUUUCAUCUAGGCCUAUUGCACAAUUAACAAAACCAUAGCAAACCAGUUACAAGUUAUAUUUUCUGCGUCAAAUCUACAUACGUUUGGAGACGAAGUGGAACUAUUGCAUCAUUGCAUUUAUAUUCCAUCUUUUUCUCCAAGGAGCUUAAGGUGCAUAGUUCUUCCUCUCUUCAUUUAACUCCCACAACAACCCUGUGAGGCAGUACCUGACCUGGGUCACCUAGUGAGCUUCAUGGCCAAGUGGGUAUUUGACUCCUGUUCUCCCAGGCCCUAGUCUGAUACUCUAACCAUUGUACGACACUGCCUGUCUUUGUAAACAGCAAACCAUCUUUGUUUAUAAAUGUGUGUCUAUGUUUCGGCAAGUGCUGUCUCAGAAGAGAUGUUCCCUAAUACAGUGGUGCCUCACAAGACGAAAUUAAUCCGUUCCGCGAGUCUCUUCGUCUUGCGGUUUUUUCGUCUUGCGAAGCACGGCUAUUAGCAGCUUAGCGGCUAUUAACGGCUUAGCGGCUUUAAGAAAAAGGAAACAAACUCGCAAGAACUCGCAAGACGUUUCGUCUUCCGAAGCAAGCCCAUAGGGAAAUUCGUCUUGCGGAACGACUCAAAAAACGGAAAACCCUUUCGUCUAGCGAGUUUUUCGUCUUGCGAGGCAUUCGUCUUGCGGGGCACCACUGUAUGUGAUGGAGAAGGAGAAAUGCCUUGUAUGAGAAAGUAUCUGUCAGCCCUGUGGAAUUUUGGUUGCUUAUUUUAAGCAUAAUUAAUAACUUGAAGAAUCUGUUGUUAAUCAGAAACACUUUCUAAAUUGACAAAAAAAUUUUUUAAUCAACUUCUAAUAGCCUAGAUAGGGACACGGGUGGCGCGGUGGGUUAAACCACAGAGCCUAGGACUUGCCGAUCAGAAGAUCGGCGGUUCAAAUCCCCGCGACGGGGUGAGCUCCCGUUGCUCGGUCCCUGCUCCUGCCAACCUAGCAGUUCGAAAGCACGUCAAAGUGCAAGUAGAAAAAUAGGUACCGCUCCGGCGGGAAGGUAAAUGGUGUUUCCGUGUGCUGCUCUGGUUCGCCAGAAGCGGCUUAGUCAUGCUGGCCACAACCCCAGAGUUGGUCACGACUGGACCUAAUGGUCAGGGGUCCCUUUACCUUUACCUUUAAUAGCCUAGAUAAUGGGGUCUUAGUGUUAUAUUACACUUUGAUCCAUCCUGAUCCCUCAGGACAUAAGGUGUAUAAAAUAAAUAAAUAUACAACAGUGGCCAUCUGGAGAAGAUGGGAUUUGAGAAGACUAUUUUAAAAACAGAGACCUCCAAUUGUCUUGCAUUGGUUCGCUUCUGAAAAGUAGGUUUGGAAUGGAACUUGGUUGAAGAGUGCUGUGUAGAUAAUGUAAAGAAAGUCCUUGCAUGUGUAUAGAGACGCAAUUGAGCUUGUAUUCUGGAGUGGCUUAAGAUGAACAUCAAUAUCUAGCUUUCCCUUUCAAAUCUUUGAUUGCUCUUUCCAGGUUUGCGAUACUUUCCAGAAGCAGAUAUUCAUUAUGUGGACAGGGUCACAGGAGAUGGAACAAUAUUGGAUUCAAAAUUCAGCGGAAAUUGUAGCCUGGAGAAAUUUUACAGCAGUCCUAAACACCCAGAUGGAAACUCGUAUCGGCUUCAAGCCUGGUUAUUCAGUAACCGCCUCCUACAGUAUUCUGAUGCCCUGGAACACCUGCUGACCACAGGUAAUGUAGUUCCUUUUGUUCCUAAAUAAACUUACUAAUUGAAAUUUGGAUUCUGUUUAGAGAAAAUGUGGCAAAAUGAAAACAUAACUGGGAAUUCACAGAGCAGCAGCCAGCCGUAGUUGGUUCUUCAGUCUUCUUCAACCUGGUGCCCUCCAGAUGUUUUGGAUUACAAGUCUCAUUGGCUGCGGGCUUCCUGGACAUUGCAGAUACCAGGUUGAUGGAGACUAGAACGUUUUAAGAAGCGGUACUUGUGCAAUUGCAACUUGCAUGAUUGAAGACAGGCUGGUUGAAAUUUAGCAAAUUUAAAGGGAAGUUUUCUUUCUGCAGUUCUCUUACUGCACAUAACUGUGGCAUUAUGGGACUAUGAGAACUAUUGCUUCUUUUCUCUUGCAUUCUGGGAAGUCUCGCUCAUAAUCUUUUCUCUGCUUCUGCACAAGAGUCUGAGAAUGUUCUGAACAGUUCCCAUUGAGUUCAUGAAACAGUGUAUCCUGACCUGUUCUUAAUGCAUUGCUGACCACAUAUACGGAACGUGAUUGUUGUAUUCUUUCAUGUUAUGUUCCUUCAGUAUCAAUCUUUAGUUAUAAUUUUAUUCGGAGGUUUCAUGCCUGUCUAGUUCCAGCUCCGUUUCUCAGCCUUUGAUCUAUCAGUGAUAAAUGGUCAUAUGUAAUUCCCGCCUUGUACCUAUGUUAACCAAUCAGCAACAAGUUGCUUUGUGUUUGUAUCAACCAAUCAGCCACAAGCACACCUGUGGCAAUGUUUGUAAUAUUCAGUAAAAGAGAGUUCCCGGGGCUCGCCCCGGGGAGACGCCUCUCAUAUGACACCUACCACUCGUCUGUCGUGAUUUCAACCCAACACAAAUUAAAUGCACACAUGUUUUUUCAGGAGUGAAUAAUAAUAAUAAUAAUAAUAAUAAUAAUAAUAAUAAUAAUUUGUUUAUACCCCGCCCUCCCCAGCCAAGACCGGGGAGAGAAUAAUAAUAAUAAUAAUAAUAAUAAUAAUAAUAAUAAUAAUAAUAUUUUAUUUAUACCCCGCCCUCCCCAGCCAAGACCGGGGAGAUGAUAACAACAACAACAACAACAACAACAACAACUGUUAUUAAGAGCAGUUGAGUUGGAGAUAAAUAGGUUUGGCUCAUUACUAGGCCAAUGGAGUGCCAUUUUGAGUAAACUCCUCUUUAGGGAUAAAAAUGGUUUGGUCUGGUCCUGUUCACAAGUGACACUAAAAGCACCUUGACGACUUACUUUAUGCCAUGAUGAGUGAAUGUUCUUAACACAAAGAUUGCAGCUAAGUUAUUUUAGAACCUGAACUUAAUGCCCCCCAAUAGCUGCCUAUAUUUGCCUAUAUUGACUCAAAAGCCAAGACUGGCAUAGCAAUGGAGAUAUUGCAAGAAAGUGAAAUGAACUCCUUAGAGUUAAAAGAGCUUUUAAACUUUCUACCUUCCUUGCUGGGCUAGGCUUUCUUGGCGUGCUGGCUUUGGAAGCCUGGGGACAGCCCUGUGAGAUCUCAUGAGAGCUCGGAUGGCCCUGCAGAAGCACCCCAGAGCUAACACACUGAGCUGGCCUUGCCUGCUUAAAAGUUCUCUGCCUUGCUUGGUGGGCAAGGCCUGUUUGGUACACGUUUCCAGAAGAGUAAAUAGGGUGGUUUGAGUACGCAUAUUUUGGUGUAUAUAUGCCACCCCUAGAACAUAAUUCCUGUAUAAGAUCCAAUUGUACUGUACUUCUUCAAAGGUAUUUUGAACAAAUAUGAUCUGGAGGGUUGAGUGGUUUGCCAAAGCAGAGCACUGCACUUCCUGCCAACUUUAAGAUACAAUUGCAGGUUCUUCCUGUGAUUAGCAGACCUUGAACAUGUGGGCUUUAGGAUGUAGUGUCAAGAAAUUAAUUAUUGCAUGCAUAAUGCUGCUUUGCAAACUGGGAGAAAAUCAUAAGAAGAAGCAGCGUUGAGGAGCACAAGCUUUAAAUAAAGGUUGCCUAAAUAAAAACUUAGCCUCGCUCUAAGCCCAAACCCCAUAACUUGUAUGAAUAAUAUGUGAUGGUGUUUCUCAUUUUGAAGUUGUGAUCCCUGUUUAACUUCAGGGCAAGGAGUGGUUCUGGAGCGCUCCCCCUACAGUGACUUCGUGUUCUUGGAGGCGAUGUAUAAGCAAGGCUACAUCCACAAGAGGUGUAAGUCAUCGUUUGAAUUUUUUAUUUAUUUAAAAGAUUUAUAACCCAGCCAUCAUCGGUACUGCUUUGGAUUAUGUGGGGCGAGCAAACAAGGCCCGAAUCCUGUUGGAAGAAGGUAGGACUGGAACAGGGGAGCCCAACUCUAAGGUCUCUCUCUCCACUUUUCUCCCAGACCUGAAACUUACCUCCCUCUGCUCUGCCCAUGACCACUGUGGUAUUUGUGUGUGUGUUGGGGGGGGGGUUGUGAUAUAGCAUCAUCAUGUAAGCAGAAGGAAUUUACUGUUGGGUAGGAGUCUCUCCCAACCCUCCCUGGAGAUUCAGGGAAUUGAUCUGGGAUUCCCCCCCCCCCAUUUUUUUUCAAUUCAUUAUAAAUCUUUUCCCAGAAGUCUUUCACCUUGGGACACGUCCACCACAUGUGAAAAAAGUACCUUCUUUCUCUCUAGAUUUCCAACAUGUAUUAUCAUUCAUGUGGUAGAUCUUUGCCAAUUUUACUGGGGUUAAGUACCAUCUAUACAUCAUUUUCAUGAUGUUUUCUUUUAAUAAAGUACAUGCAGUAAACUUAACCCCUUUCUUCCAUAACCUUUCCCAAUCUUCCAACAUUAUAUUAUGUCCAACAUCUCUUGCCCAGUCAGUCAUUACCCAUUUAACUUGUUCAUCCUUUGUAUGCCACUCCAGCAACAAAUUAUACAUUUUAGACAAAUUCUAAACUUUAGUAUCUAACAACUCCGUUUCCAAUUUGGUUUUUUCCGUUGCAAAACCAUUUUUCUUAUCAAGCUUAUACAAUUCAUUAAUUUGAUAAUAUUGUAACCAAUCCACUUUAUCUUUAAUUUGAUCAAAUGGUUUUAAUUUAAAUCCUUCAUUUUCUUCCAACAGUAAAUCCGAAUAUCUCAACCAUUUGUUUUCCAUAUUUAACUUUUUCUGGGCCUUUGUUUCUAUUGGGAAUAUCCACCUGGGUGUUUUCCUUUCUAGGAGAUCUUUGUACCUAAUCCAUACAUUAUAUAGCGCAAUCUGGGACUUUUUACUUGCAAGGCAGCCACACUAUGACCUCUGAGCUAGGCAAUGAGGGAACUCCUUGGCUUGUCCUUGUACAAAGAGUUGCUGUGUUCUUGGUGUGUACUGAUCUAACCGCAUAGCUUCCUGGCUCUUGGGUAGGAGAAUGAGGGAGCAGAGAGAGUUGCAGCAGGAGGAAGGGGACUUGCUGGGUCAUCUGCAAGCGAUUUUUAAUUUUUUGACUCUCCAAAGGUGGUCUCACAGGCACAAUGUGAUACAGGGGGACAUUUCAGUACGCAUCUGCUACAGAGUGGUUUGAAUAGCUGGUGUAAAACUUUCCAUUUUCUCUGCCUGAAACAAGAUGUGCCUUUAGCUGACGAAAGCAUUCUCUUGCUGGCUUUCUUUCUAGGCGUGGAGCACUACGAUACAAUGAAGGAUCUUAGUCUUUCUGAUUUCUUGCCCCCUCACCUGACCAUUUAUAUUGACGUACCUGUCUCAGAAGUAAUGAAAAGGAUUGAAGAGAGAGGCAAGGUAUGCUUGGUUUGGGCGGGCGAAUAAUAUUGUGUUCAAUAAGCCCGCAACUUACACACAUUUAACUUGUGCACAUUCAGCUUUAUCACCUUGGCAAAAUAACAAAUAAAAGAGGUGGAAAGCAAGAGAGUGUACCGGGGGGGGGGGGAUUUUGGCCAUCCCACCGACCAUUGAACCCAGUGUGUUUUGACUACAUGCGAUUUUGGCUUUAGGUGUGAUCCCAGGGUUGUAACCCCCACGUGAGUUGCGGGCUUAGUGUAUUAGUCUGACAAAGAGUGCUGCUUCUCCAGAAGUGUAGAACUUGUGGUGCCUACAAAUCACUUUAGGGUGUGGAAGACUGCCCUCGUAGGAAUAUAUUACGUUUUAACUCUGCAAGUCGGCUUGCUUCCUUAUUUAUAUGAAGCAUUUUUGCCAACCUCUUGGGCUGAAAAGGUUUGCAGAGUGGUUUACAGAAGGCAAUAAAACAAGGCAGUCCAUGCCCUAGGGGCUUAUAAUUAAAACAUACAAGGCAAAAGGAAAAGGGGAUGAGGAGGGAAGAGGAAAACAAGCAAACCCAGACACACUUUGUUAAAGUUGCACGGUUUCUUCUUACAAUGGCCAGGUGGAAUGGGAACAUUUCAGGGUGGGGGAGAGGAGCUGAUCUCAGCUGAGUGGAAGGAAUGAGUGGUUCCACUUCCAUCUCCUUCUGCUCUAGCAGAGUGGGGAGAACCAUGUAUGCCAUCUUGAGUGCCUUGGAGGAAACGGUGAGGUAGGAAAGCAGUAAAUAAAUAAUAAUGUUACAGAAGCGUCUUGUGGUGUGACUUUUCGUCCCUCCCCUACUGGUAUUACUAAAGGGCAAGAGGGAAGGACCUUCCUGUUCAAGUGCAUCUUCUGACUUUGAUCAGCACUGCAUUGAUACAAAUACUCAACUUUAUAAUUCUGAAGCCUCUCUGGAAUUUCUAGAUGUUAUAAUAAAGGUGAUAGUUAAAUGACUUUAGCUGGUCAAAUGAAUAAAGCAGCAGUAGCUUCAGUCACAUUGAGUUUGAAUGUGUGAUUUUAUUUUAUUUUAAAGCUGUAUGAAAAGAAAGUAUCACCUGCGUAUCUUCAGAGCAUUGAAGAUGGCUACAAGAAAUCUUUCCUGCCUCAGAUAAGGUUAGUACGUGUUCACACGAAACAAGCACAGUUUAGUAAAACUGCUGUACAUCAGCAGCUUUGUGUCAUACUGUUUGUAUUCUGGUUUUUAAUGUACGAUUGGCCUUUUAAAUUACAGUGCAAAUCUCAGCUUUGCUCUCUGUCAAAGAACUGAAAGAAAAGAACUGGAUUGUGCUUCCCUCUUGGGUGUUUCCAUUCUGAUCUGUCUUAACCCUCUUUGCUCUACUUUCUAUGCCUUGUGCCAACCUUGCCAGGUUCACAUCUGGCUGCACUCUUUUUGCCCCAUUUCAAUUUGCUUCUGGACUUCUACUCCCACAUCUUCAGGUGUGGCCUGUCUUAGUUGGUUCUUCAUCUUCACACUGCAUUUGUUUUUGCCCCCUUCUUGUCCUGUCCAAAUCUACAUCUUCUUAAUUUUGCUUUCCAAACAACUCAAUUUACACAUUCUUUUCCGCCACAUUAUUUCAGACACUUCCACUUACCUUUGAAGAGAUUAACUUAAUUACUUCUUUUUUAAAAAUUCUGUUUUGCUGCACCUUUCUGUUUCUGCUGUGGAUCCUCCACCUUCCCAGAUUCUUAACUCCUGUACUUGCUUAACCCAUUUCAACAAGGGAUUUCUUACUUUUAACUAAUAUUUUGUUUCUUGUAUGUUUUUAGGCUAUCGUUCUGCAAGUUGGAAUUUAUUUAAUAAAACAAUUUAUAUCUCGCCUUUCUGUGUUAUUGAAAACAUUCAAGGCAUAUUUAGUUGUUCUUGAUUCCUGCAUUGCUGGGGGUUGGACUAGAUGACUCCUGGGUCCCUUCCAACUCUACAAUUCUCUGAUUUUGUAGCUUUUCCCUUCCGUAUUUAUUUCUUUAUUCCUUAUAAAAAUGUUUAUGUACCACUACGUCAUAAAAAAAGUUAUCACAGAAGUUAAACAUAAAGCCAUACAAUAAAAGUCAUAAAGAAGUUAAAAGCAGACAUCAGUUAACCAUUGUGGAGGGAUGUGUUCUUAAUUGCCUGCACAGGCCUGGUGGCAUAGAAAAGUUUUCAACGGGCAUUUAAAAGUUGGCACAGAAGGUGCUUGCUGAAUCUCUAGUGGCAGGGCAUUCCACAAGACUGGGCCAAUGACACUAAAGGCUCAGCUUGUUGUCAAACGAGCCUCACCAAAAUCUGCGAUUACAGCUGUGUCUCUCAGCCGCUGCCGCCCUCCACCCCACCCUCUCCCAAGCAUGUUGUUGUUGAAAGGUUGUUGUGUUACCCCAGAGGUGUCCUGCUGCCCCUCCAGAAUCCAUUCUCAUCUCCUGCAGUUCUGGGAUAUGGCACAUUCUGUAGCAACUCCAUGACAUACAUGCAGUAUGUGAUUUGGGGGUUGCCUCUUGUUUCCCGAGACCAUAUAACACUGGUCCUGAAAGAUCUUCAUUGGCUCCCAGUACGUUUCCGAGCACAAUUCAAAGUGUUGGUGCUGACCUCUAAAGCCCUAAAGAUCAUCGGUCCUAUAUACCUGAAGGAGUGUCUCCACCCCCAUCAUCCAGCUGAGGUCCAGCGCCGAGGGCCUUCUGGUGGUUCCCUUGCUGCGAGAAGUGAGGUUACAGGGAACCAGGCAGAGGGCCUUCUCGGCAGUGGCGCCUGCCCUGUGGAACGCCCUCCCACCAGAUGUCAAGGCAAUAAACAACUAUCUGACUUUUAGAAGACAUCUGAAGGCAGUCCUGUUUAGGGAAGUUUUUAAUGUCUGACGCUGUAUUGUUUUUAAUAUGCAGUUGGGAGCUGCCCAGAGUGGCUGGGAAAACCCAUCCACAUGGGCCGGGGUAUAAAUAAUAAGUUAUUAUUAUUACUAUUACUAUUACUAUUACUAUUACUAUUACUAUUACUGUUACUAUUACUGUUACUGUUACUGUUACUAUUAUUAUUUUCCUCCAUAUCAAAUAAAGUGAUUUAAUGUUACCUUGUUUCCUUCUAGUGAGACUUCUGAGGUCUUGCAAUAUACCACAAGCGAGGCUGAACAUGUGGAAAAAGUAAGUUGCCUUGAGCUGUCUCUCUCUUUGUGUGACCUCUUUUGCAGGAUCCCUUCCAUUGCUCUGAUGGUGGUGGAGGCUGCUUGUGUGUUUAUUGUCCAUCUUUCCAGCUUUGCUUUGUCAGGUUCAGGAAGGAUGAAAUAAAGUGGGCAUGUUCAGAGAAGUGCAGCUAGACUAGCAGAGCAAGCCGUUUGCAACACCCCCUGCCUGCUCGAUCUAGCCAGGGCGGGUGUGUGUGUGUGUGUGUGUGUGUGUGAGUGAGAGAGAGCGAGAGCGAGAGAGAUAUUUCUCCUUUAUUCCAUUGUAUUUCCUCCCUCUUGGUUUCUGUGGAAGUGGGAGUGAACUAACUGCAUCAGCUGGAAGCUGACAGGUCUUUGUGCAACAAGCCUUUCAAGUAGGGAAUUUCCCAGUCUGCAUCUAUAUCAGAAUUGGUUUUUGGAUGUUUUUAUUGUUUUAUCAAUCUGUCAGGGAUUCUUUAGCUGUGAUUCCUGCAUUAUAGGGGGUUGGAUUAGAUGACCCUUGGGGUUCCUUCCAGCUCUGCAGUUCUAUGAUUUUAAGAAAAGCAAUGUGGCCGUCCCUGGGGGAAGGGUUGCAUUAAGCUUACAAAAGGCCUUGGAUUCUUGGUGUGUUUUAUCACACAUGCACCUUCACCUCUUCCCCUGGAGUAUUGGGGGAGCUGUAGGAAGUAAGUGGCAAGAAUCUGUCCCUCUGACUUCCAGUGAGGUUCAGAGGAGAGUGUCCUUUCCCCUGCAAGUGAUCGAAGGGAGAGCUCAUGGCUGAAUGGAAGAACACCGCUUUUGCAUGCUGAAGUUCUCAGAUGGCUUCCUUGGUGAUACUGCAGUGGCGUCUAUGCUAUGAAGUUAUUAAUAUUGUGCUUUAUUAUUUUUCUGUGCGUGUGAUUCUGAACUGUUAGCCACUUUGUGUUCCCACUGGGAAGGUAGGCAAAUCACAGUAUGAUUGUGUCUUGUGGUGGGGGCAUUCCAUUCCAGGGAUGGCACAUAGAUGCAAAAACGUAUAUAUCUGAACUAAUCCCUUGGAACUGCCCCCUACACAGACCAUCCUUACCUUCUAAGCAAGGCAGAGAUUUGAUUGUACUGUAAACCAAAAUAUGGGGGGGGGGGGGUGAGUUACAGGAUAUUGGCUUGCUGGGAACAGGAAUUGCUCAACCUCUCGUUUCCUUUCUAAUCACCUUGCCUGAACUCUGCACUUAAUGGAGUUCCUUGUUGCAGAUUUUAGACCAGGCAUCCCCAACCUUCGGCCCUCCAGAUGUUUUGGACUACAAUUCCCAUCAUCCCUGACCACUGGUCCUGCUAGCUAGGGAUCAUGGGAGUUGUAGGCCAAAACAUCUGGAGGGCCGCAGGUUGGGGGUGCCUGUUUUAGAUUUCCCACCGCAUUUCAUUCCAGUUCGUUCUCCAGGUUAAGCUGAUUUUUAAAAACCCAUCUAAACUCCGUACUUUAACGUCUGUGGUGCCGCAUUUACCCCUUGGUCACCUUGGCCUUGCAGCCUUGUGGUAGCAGAGAAGCUCAGAUGUCCUUGUGGAGAGCUGGCUGGUUGCAUUGAUGCUAAUCCUUUUCUCUUGGCAGGUGAUAGAAGAUAUUGAGUACCUGAAGUUCAACAAGGGACCUUGGCCCGAACAGGACGACGUCUCUUUUCAUCACUUGAGGGUUCUGUAAGGAUGGACUUUCUAACUAGUCUCCUUUCAUGUUGCAUCUCUUUCUACAGAAGCAUCUCAGAGCCGCCUCCUGCUGUGGAGCGUGGCACAGCUUUAAUGUUUCAGAAUUGAAUACAUACAGCAGUGUUUCCUAUAUAUUGGAUUAUUAUUUUUUCCCCCAAUGCAAAAUUACAACAAAAAUUACAAACAUAAAAUCCAAAAGAAGAAGAAGAAGAAACCCAAAACAAAACCAUACCUACAAAGAAAACCAUGCCAUCAUAAUAAUCUUUACGUACAUAUUGACUUCCUUCCUCUGUUUUGAGACCUCAAAAUUUUUAAUCUUUCUGAAUUGUUGUCUAAUGUAAAUUACCUCUAUCUUUAUACCUUUUGCACCAUUUUUCAAUUUCUUUAACCCUGCAAAGCUUCAUUCGUUACAUACUGAUAUUCAAUGUUUUUUCUUAUAUUCUUUAACACAAUCCCAUUCUUUUGCUAAUUUUUGGUCUGAUUGUCCCCUUAAGAAUGCUGUGAAUCUUGCCAGAUUUAUAUAUUCACAAAGUUUAAUUUGCCUUUCUUUUAUUGAUGGGAUUUCCCCCCCUCCCAGUUUUUUGCUAUGAGCAUCCUGGCAGCUGUUGUCGCAUAGAGGAAAACUUUCCUUUGAUUGCCAGGAAUAUCGUUUGUAAUUAUUCCUAAAAGGAAUACCUCCUGUUUUUUACUAAAAGAUAUUUUAGACAUCUUUUUGAUUUCUUCAUAUAUUUCAUUCCAAAAUUGUUUAAUAGGUCGGCAUUCCCACCACAUGUGAAACAUUGUUCCUAUUUCUUUCUUGCAUCUCCAACAGGUAUUUGAUUUAUAAAUUUUUGCCAAUUGGAUUAUCAAGGCAUACUCUUGAUAUAUUUUUAUUUUUUUAUCUAGGAUUGAAGUUGGAGGUGCUUCACAGUGGGGAUUGCCUUCCCCUCAGGGGAUGCUAACCUUGGUUUUUUAUGCCCUCUGAUUAGCAGCCAAGAGCAAUGACUUGCAGAGGUGCAGUGGGCCUCUCCUAUGGACAAUACAGCUGCAUUUCUGUGCCCUAGUUAAUGGGCCACUCAGUUGCUAGGUAGAGAUGCCCACCCUGUGCAGAGGCAAAGCAGAGUAGUGACUCAUGCAGAGAGGCAGCAAGCACCCUUUGAAGCUGGUACUUAAUUCAAGCCCAAGCCGAGAAAGGAGAAAAGCUGCCUGUCUAUCCUGCUCUGUGGAACUCUGGCCUGCUUUUGGGUGAGUGGGUGGGUGGUAAACUCUGACGUUGAUAGAUUGAAAGGAGCAUCUUAUCUCCUUACCCCCCCCAAAAAAACCUGCCAUUUUUCUCUCUCCUCCCCUCCCCCCCAGUGUGAAUCCCCAAAGCUGCUGCCUUUUCAGUAAGCAUAACCAAGUUGCUGUUGUUAUUUUUUGCAUGUUAGGGCACAGGACAAGUACAGUGUGAUCCUUCCCACUACUCUCCCUUUCUACAUACCUGAAAUCACAGUGGGAGGCCUCGAUGCUGACAAAGCGUUUACUGAAUACAAGGAGGUAAGAGGAGAACAUUCAGUGGUGGUACAGCAAAAUGUAAUUUUGGAAGGUGGCAGAAGAGGAACUCCCAAGAGACAUCCUGCAUAUUUAAGGUUUAAGGUCCAGCAUGCUGGUACUUUUUCAUGGUGAUGGGCUGUGAACCUUCAUCUUGUCAAUGUUCUUUUGGUUUUAUGCUCGGAUACUUCAGGUGCCUUGUACAUACCACCCGUCUUUUUCAAUUCAGCAAUUUUUAAAAUGAGGUUGUUUGAUCCUCAGCUCAGCUUUUAGAUCUGUAGCCUGAGAGAGGUGGUAUUUUGCACACACAAAAAUGUACAACUGGAAAAAUUGGAAAAGUGGUAUAAUACAGAGUGGCUUGCCAAAUUAUUGGAGUAUUACAAUACAUCCAUAUCGGAAGGAUCUCAAAAGAGAAGAUAGACAAGGACUGGAAGGUGUUUAAAGGAUAUUUGCAAAAUCAUAUUGAAAAAUCAGAACUCCUAUUAGAAUAAAUAAGUUCCGUUAUAAAUACUGAAAUACUAAAUAAGAUGGGUAACAAUGUGCAACAGAAAAAGAAGUAGAAAGUUGGUUUAAAAGUGUGUGAAAGAAAGUAAUAGAAGUGGAAAGAAAUUGCAGUUGAGUAGAUUGGAAGUCUAACACAAGGGUGGGGUGAGGGAUGGUGGUGGGAAAAGUAUGUGUGGGAUAGAGUGUGGGUAUGUAUGAAUAUUUUUAAGGAUUGUAUAAAAUGUAUGUUUGUUUGUAUAUUUGUAAUAUGUUUUAAUGUUGAAUUAUUUUAAUAGAAUGAAUGUAAAAAAUGUUUUUUUUAAAUGUACACUGUUAUGAAACAAUAACUUGUGCCCAAUCCCCCCCAAGAAUUCUGAAACUUGCAGUUUUCUUAAAAAGGAUUCUCUGGAGAUCUGCAGCUGCGGUUCUUCAUACAGCACUUAAACUUUGGCUGUCCCACAGGAGGCAGUGAUGGCCACCAACUUAGAUGGCUUUAAAAGAGGAUUAGAGAAUUUUCUGAAGGAAAGGACUGUUGAUGGCUUGCUAGCUAUGCUCUGCCUCCACAGUCAGAGACAACAAUGCUUCUGAAUGCCAGUUGCUGGGAACCACAGGAGGAGAAAGGGCUUUCAUUCUCAGAUCCUGCUUGCAGGCUUCCCAUAGAGGCAUCUGGCUGGCCACUGUGAAAACAGGAAGCUGGACUAGAUGGGCCAUUGGCCUGAUCCAGUAGCCAGGCUCUUCUAAUAUUCUUAUGAGAGAACCAGAGAGGAGAGGGAAUGGCUAUCAGUCCAUUAUAAGUUUGCGGGGUCAGUGUUUUCCACAGCCUGCUAAAAAAACAUAGGGUUAUGUUGAAAAACUGUGUUCAGUUCUGUUUGCCAUCCUCCAAAGGGCUCUGAAAGGGCAACCAAAAUAUCAUGAAGCUGGAACAGCUCCCUAUGAAGGAUGGCUACCACCUCGUGCCCACGUGGUCGGGCUUUUUCCAAGGAGAAAGGAACAUUUUAUUAUGACAACACACUUAAGAAGUGUGUGUGUGUGUGUGAUGAGAACAUGGCAAGAGGUGCAUAAAACCAUGCAUAGUAUAGAGAAAGUGGAAUGAGAGCAGCUUUCUCUGCCUCUCAUAUAAUGCUAGAACCUAAUGGGGUCAUAAGAGAUGCGGGUGGCGCUGUGGGUUAAACCACAGAGCCUAGGACUUGCCGAUCAGAAGGUCGGCGGUUCGAAUCCCGGCAACGGGGUGAGCUCCCGUUGCUCGGUCCCUGCUCCUGCCAACCUAGCAGUUUGAAAGCACGUCAAAGUGCAAGUAGAUAAAUAGGUACCGCUCCGGCGGGAAGGUAAACGGCGUUUCCGUGCGCUGUUCUGGUUCGCCAGAAGCGGCUUAGUCAUGCUGGCCACAUGACCCGGAAGCUGUACGCCGGCUUCCUCGGCCAAUAAAGCGAGAUGAGUGCCACAACCCCAGAGUCGGCCUCGACUGGACCUAAUGGUCAGGGGUCCCUUUACCUUAAUGGGGCCAUGCAGCAAAGCUAAACUUUGGAGAAGCCGAAGGAAGAACUUUUUAAUGCUGUGCCGCCACCGUGGAAUUGGCUCUCACAAGAUGUCGUGGCAGCCACCACCUUUGAAAAGGGAAUUGUUUAUGGCUACGAGCCACAGCGACAAUAUUCUUCUGCCUGUUUUCCUGGAGUCGGUAUGCCUCUGAAUGUCACUUGCCGGGAAUCUAAAGUUCAGGAGAAAACGGCUGUGGCACUCGGGUCUCCCUUCCCAUAGCCACCUGGCUAGCCACAGUGGGAACAGGAUGCUUUGGCCUGAUCCAGCAGGCCUGCUCUUAUGUUUUCAGGGGAGUGAUGACAAGAGUGAAGCUGUGCCCUUAUCCUCAUGGAUCUUCUGUGCUUUCUACUGCAGCUUCCUGGACGUAAAUACGAACAAGGCUACAACGCUGAGGCUGGCGACAAAUGGAUCUGGCUGAAAUAACGGGUUGGUGGAGCUCCUGUUAUCAGCCUGCCUUUUGUGGGUGAUGCCUGAAGCUGGACCGACACGACCAGGUCAUUGUCGAAUGACCUUGAAAAGAACGAAAUCUAAAUCGCCUCCCAUGCAAAGUAAUUCUCAACUGAAUCCCAUUAGGAAGACUGAUAAGUGAUUGGCAUGGCAGGUAGGCAUGGCCCUGGGAAUGUGGUCUUAUCAUCAGAAUGGUGGCUGGUCCAGGAGCUUGGCUGGAUUUCGAUGAAAUAAAACCCUUUACUCGUGCUAUUUUCUUGGUGAGCAUUUUUCUUUGCACAGCACAUAGUUAAACUAUGGAACUCGCUCCCGCAGGAAGUGGUGUUGGCUGUCAACUUGGAAGGCUUAAAAAGAGAAUUAGACACAUUCAUGGAGCAGAGGGCUAUCGAUGGCAGCCAGCCACAAUGCCUGCAUAGUCGGAGGCAGCAAUGCUUCUGAAUUCCAGCUGGUGGAAACCACAGGAGGGGAAAAUGUGAUUGUGUUUGAAUCCUGCUUGCAAGUUUCCCAGAAGAGGCAUCUGGUUGGCCACUGUGAGAACAGGGUGCUAGACUAGAUGGGUCCGUGGCCUGAUCCAGCAGCUUCUUCUGUGUUCUUUCAGCAGGUUGUAUGUGCAGUUACCUGAAGGCCCAGUCUGGCUCAGGAAGAAUAGUGUGCAAUCUCAGAGUAGAUUGCUAGAUUUCUCUUCUAGUGCCUGUGGUCUGUUGUCUUAGAAGUGGCUGGGCUGUGUCUUUUUUUUUUUUUUUUUAGGAUGAAUGUGCCAGGGAGGGCUUGAAAAAUGACCAGUUCCCUCUAUCCUCAUCCAAACGUUUUCUUAGUGAGCAUUUCUCACUUUUUCCUGCAUUGGUUACUUCCAGACUGGAACGCUGCAAUGCCCUCUGUGUGGGGCUUCCCUUGCGCUUGAUCUGGAAGCUGUAGUUAAUGCAGAAUGCCGCAGCACGAUUGCUGACAGAGUGAGGCCUUGUCAGCAUAGAACACCUUUGCUCAGAGAUUUGCACUACUUGCAAGAUCACAUUAGCGCAUAGAUACCCACUCAAUUGACAGAACUGGCACUGUUACAGGUUCCAUAUAAUACUCAUUUCGUAUUUGUAAGAAAUUAAUUUUUUAGUGUGGCAGCGGCUACACUCUGGGAUUCCCUGCCAUUUGAUAUCAGGCAGGUGCUUCCACUGUACUCUUUCUGGUUCUGUGCCCAGAAGAUUUUUAUUUAGACAAGGCUACCCAGACAUGUAGAAUAUUGCUAUAUGUUUUAAUCUGUUUUCAAUUUAUUGUUUUGCUUUAGGGUUUUUACUAGUAAUUAUUUUAUUUCAUUCUGUUUGUAAAUUGCUUGGAGGUUUUGUUUUGUUUUUAAUGAUCAAACGGUGCAUAGUUUUUAUGAAAUAAUAAACAGAGGAGAGGCU